Cryptomeria japonica (Japanese cedar) is the source of this 2042-nucleotide messenger RNA. RefSeq names its product serine carboxypeptidase-like 42. The record is from RefSeq and is a predicted model, not a curated record. The coding region runs from base 350 to 1792 and encodes 480 amino acids. Gene Ontology annotation, molecular function: serine-type carboxypeptidase activity. Lineage: Eukaryota; Viridiplantae; Streptophyta; Pinopsida; Cupressales; Cupressaceae. The transcript is spliced from 10 exons. Gene Ontology annotation, biological process: proteolysis.
AUGUCAGAUGGUGGAUAAUAAAGACUUGACAUUCGAGUCUUCAACCUAUCUCUUUUAACAGCAAUAAAUGGCAAAUGACAGACCCAGUCGACAGGUGCUCCAACAGACCCACUUCCACUUCGACUGAAAAUGCAACAUUAUUAUGAUUUGGUGCCUUCACUGUUUUACUGGUACAGUAGCUGACUGUUCACAGUCUGCGCCUUUUUCACAGCCGCUUUUUUAGGAAAGUUGUGCUCUUAGUAUUAGUGCAGGCGUAAGAGGCGGGCGACUUGAGCCUGCAUAGCUGGGAUUUUAGUGUCUUUACAGAUAAGACUCUUUUUUUCCCUGUGGGCUUUGACAGCUUUUGAGAAUGGGAAUUUGGGUGGCGUGGAUAUGGUUUCUGGUUAUGACAGGAGGUGUUGUGGGUGCUCCCCUGGAGGAUUUGGUGAGGAGUCUGCCUGGCCAGCCGGCAGUGAGCUUCAGGCAAUAUGCUGGCUAUGUUACUGUCGAUCAAGUCGCCGGCACUGCACUGUUUUAUUAUUUUGUAGAGGCGGAGAAGAAUGCCACUAACUUGCCUCUCGUUCUCUGGCUCAAUGGAGGUCCUGGUUGUUCUUCGAUAGGAGGAGGAGCUUUCACUGAACUGGGACCGUUUUUUCCAAGCGGUGGACUCCAAAAUGGACUCACAACCAAUUCUCACUCAUGGAACAGGGUUGCAAACCUUCUAUUCGUGGAUUCGCCCGCUGGAGUGGGUUGGUCUUACUCCAACUCUUCAUCAGCAUACUCAUACAACGAUGAAAGAGUAGCAAACGAAACCAUGACAUUUCUUAUGAACUGGCUGCACAAGUUUCCAGAAUACAAGACAAGAGACCUCUUUCUCGCUGGCGAGAGCUAUGCAGGGCAUUAUAUUCCUCAGCUGGCCUCUCUAAUCUUGAGGUAUAACACUCACAGCCGGCAGCUCUCCAGAGCGUUUAAAUUCAACCUCAAAGCCAUAACGGUGGGCAAUCCUCUUUUGAACUACGGCUUGGAUACGAGUGCAACAUACUUUUUCCUGUGGUCGCACGGACUGAUAUCAGAUCAUACCUACAAGGGUGUCAGUUCCUCGUGCGACUUCAGCGACGGCACUAUAUCAGCAGUGGAGGAGACACUAGAAGCAGCAGAAAAUGAAAAGGCGGGCACCUGCCCUUUCUUCGUCGCAGCUGCGCACAAUGAAGUGGGAGCAAACAUCAACAUGUAUGACGUUACGCUCGAUGUUUGUCCACCUCCCAUCAUUCGACAGGCCCUCAGACUACGCAAGCGGAUUAAACAUCGUGUACAAGAGAAGGGCAUCGAUGUCUGUAUAGACAACGAGAUAACGUCUUAUUUGAACAGGCACGAUGUCCAACAAGCUCUUCAUGCCAAUACCACCGCUCUUCCAUACCCAUGGGAGGCUUGCAGUAGGGUGAUUGAAUACAAGUUCGAAGAUCAACUACAGGAUAUGCUUCCUGUGAUAACAAGUCUUAUAAAACAAGGCUUGCCUGUGUGGAUUUUUAGUGGAGAUCAAGAUUCAGUGGUUCCAUUAAUUGGAACACGAACCCAAAUCGAUAAGCUUGCUAAAGAAUUGAACCUUAAAAUAUUAAUAUCAUACAGUGCUUGGUAUGCCCAUGGACAGGUAGGGGGAUGGACAGAAGUAUAUGACAAGCUUGUCUAUACAACAGUUAGAGGAGCUUCACACAUGGUUCCAUAUGCACAACCAGAGAGGGCAUUGGUUAUGUUCCAAAGAUUCUUAGUUGGAAAGCCAUUACCCCGACACUCAUAUUCUGUAAAGAUUCAUUAGUUUGAAAUGGUUAUCUUUUUAGAAAAAGAACAUGAUGCAAGCACUAAAAUGUAGUUAUGUAAGAAACAUCAAAUACAUUUAUCAUGCAAAAAGUAGGAAAAUAUGUAGUAUUUGCAUGUUGAGAGGUGAGUCUUAUCCAUUUCUAAAUAAGUAUUUGGUUAAGUUUCUUAAGCCUUUGAUGAUAAUAGAAGUUGGUCUUUUAAAAUGGAUAAUAGACACUAACUUAUACGUGAGCAUUAAAUUGAUUUCA